ACGGCCGAAGGGCGCAUUGACUAACCUUGUCCAAAUUUGAGUAAGCAGUUCAAGUUGACGGGAUCUUCUACGCCAUGGAUGUUGACAAAGUUCGACCGCACGGAGGAGAUGUUGGAAUGAUUGGAGCUGAAGGAGUGGCGGCAUCCCCGAGACCAUUGGUGGAAGAGGAUGAAGGUAUUAACCCCCAGAACCGUUCCCCCCCCCCAGCAGAGACAAACUACUGGGCGGAGGAGGAACGGGUGAGGGAUAUGCUGACGAAGUGCUUCGACAUCGGAAUCCUCCCAGCAGGCUGGGACAUUGGGCAGCUGAAGGAGGAUGGGAAUAAGGCCCAUUUCACUUUGAACCCAUCGUUAGAUGAGAUCAAAGUCAAGUGGUUGAAGGAGAGAACCGUGACGGUUAUCUUUCAAGAAGGGUCAAAGAAUCUGCCGAAGAGGAUUAAGGAGGAUGUCAUCCGGGCGCUUGAAGAUAUUUGGAUGGGCGAAGGAAGGUUUGACCCCUCUGUUACUCGGGGCAGAAUACGCAUCGAACCGAGCAACGUUCUGUCCUAUGUCGCGAAGGACGCCAGAGUUACGGAAUGGAUGCUUCAGGAAGGAGAGACUAGAGUAACUCUCAGGGGGAGAUGGCAUAGUAUAACCUUCAAGCCGUGGCUUACGAAGAAGGAAAUCCAGGACACUAAGAAAGAAGCAGCGUAGAACUACUUUUGGAUAAGAAUUUUAGACGUCCCCAUCGACGCCUACUGUUACCUGGAAUCGGCAGCAAAACAUU
Messenger RNA from Chara braunii, 765 nucleotides. The record is from the annotation of a GenBank genome assembly. Lineage: Eukaryota; Viridiplantae; Streptophyta; Charophyceae; Charales; Characeae.